Messenger RNA from Cuscuta epithymum, 4297 nucleotides. NCBI's taxonomy places the organism in Eukaryota, Viridiplantae, Streptophyta, Magnoliopsida, Solanales, Convolvulaceae. The record is from the annotation of a GenBank genome assembly.
ACGCUCUCUCUGGUCCUAUUCCGGUGACGGCGGCAGUGUCGUCCUAUCCCAUAUUGCCCUUUUUCCCGCCAUCUCCGGCCGCAGUUACCCCACCACCGCAGUCCGCGAAGUCAUUAAAUCAAAAUAUGAAGCUGCACGACGGCGGACCUUACAGCCCUGUGGGAAACAAACCAAAAUCGAAAAGACCCGUUCUCAUAAUCGGGUUAUCCUUAGGCUUCUUUAUUCUAAUUUGUUCCGUUAUAUGCUUCGCUAUGGCAACAAGAAAAUCAAGCAAGCCUAUAGAAUCUGCUCCUAAACUUGCACUGGAUCCGGAGGCGGUGACGAGAAUGGGAGAAGAGAGCAGCGAGCUGGAAGAUAAGGUGAGGAGGGUGCAAGAAGGAAUGCAGGUAAUGGGGAAAAGUGGAAACUUGGUAUUCUCUGUAGGUGAGUCAAAAAUGUAUACGCUGGAGCAGCUGCUGAGAGCCUCGGCCGAGCUUCUAGAUAGGGGAACAAUGGGGACUACAUACAAGGCGGUGCUCGACAACCGUCUGACUGUUUGUGUGAAGAGACUGGAUUCAGGGAGGAUGUCCCGGACGUGUAGGGAGAAGUUUGAACGGCACAUGGGAUCAGUGGCCGGGUUGAGGCACCCAAAUCUGGUUCCGCUCCAGGCUUAUUUUCAGGCUCAGGAUGAGCGGCUUGUUGACUAUGAUUACCACCCCAGUGGUAGCCUCUUUUCUCUCAUCCAUGGAAUGGAGUGCAUCAAAGGAAGCUACUCACUCCAAUACUACUCAAAGAUUGCCAUGCAGAGGACAAAGAUGAGCAAUGAUUGGUUGGGAUAAGGGUUGUUAUACUAGGUGAAUCUGUGAAUGUAGACUGUGCCACGUCACCAGGGGUAUAAACUGUUGUUUUCAUUUCAGCUCAUAAUUAUUGGAAAGUUAGUAAACUGUGCUCUUGACUAUUUUGUUAGUCUAUUGUGUUAACAUUACAUGAAAUGCUAAGUUUGGGUUGAUGUUUAAACCUUUUUAAAUUACUAGAGGUAUUUAGAGAGUAUUAUGAUAGAUCUCAAUCAUCAUGCUAAUGAGAAAGCACUUAUUAGAAAACUACAAUUUACUGAAAUUACAUUAUAAAAUGGUGUUUAUCGUUUGACAGGAAGCUGUCUCUCUUUGCAAUAUCAAAGUUAUUGAGGUCAGCCAUGGUUUCAGAUUCCAGCAAUCAUGUUUUACACAGAGAAAGUGAUAAUACAUACUAGUAUAAGUUAGUACUUCCUUUUAGUUGUAGCUGGUAAGUUGUUUUCCUAACGCCUUCUUCUAUGACGUUGAAACCAAUCCAAGGCAACCUCAAUCUCCUCCCAAGGAGCAUCCUCUAUGUCAUCACUCGAUCUCUCCUCAUAAGCAGUCUCUAGUGGCUCAGUCUAGGGAACGUAAGUGUCGUCUCCAACAUAUCCCAUGGAUUCAUGCUCGGUCGCAGUACUUAUAUUAUCUCUUUCAAUCAACCUCACACGGGCUCUUCCUCGACUCACUCGACCACUCCUAGUAGCACCUUUAGUCAUUAAACACCCCUGGUUGGCGGUAUGUGUAUUGCCCGUAGCAUGCCCUAAAGGGUUCUGCCUAGUAACUCUUCCUCUGCCUCCGCUAAUGAGCCAUCUGAUUCAUAAGAAGUGUCAAUUGAUUGAUAUGUACCUCAGAUACAUUUGGGCUCUAGUCGCUGCCAUAAUGAUUGCUAAGGGUACCAUCUUAACAACCAGAGACAUUGGAACAUGAGUUCCAAAAGUUCGUAAGUACAAAAAAGAACCUAUGCUCAUGGUUCAGAAAAAAAAUGAAAAAAAAUUAUGCUUUCAAAUGAAAUGUUUAGGAACCUUAGGCUCUGAUACCAAUUAAAUUAUCACGCCCCGAACCCGUCGGUGAUGUCGACAAUCUGCCGUAUGACCCGUUAAGGCUAGUCACAACUCACCCUCACCACAUCAUACAAGACGUCAUGAUAAUCAUCACACAAAGAAUUUCAUUAAACAAGUAAUAAACAAAGAAUUUACAUUAAAUAAUAUUAAAAUAAAUCUAACUAGUAACAUCCAAAACCAAGCCACAAGCGACAAAUACGGGUACACAAACCCAAACCAAUAUUCAAAACAAAUAUCUAAUCCAUGAGCAACUAAUAUUGAAUUAAUUAAUCAAAACAUAACUACAAAACACGAAUCAGGUCUCUAUAUUCACCCGUGCAAGAGUGAAAGUAGCCAAGCAGGGCAACCUAAAAACAAAUGAGCUCCCUACAUUUCAGGUAUUGGUGAGAGAAAGGUGACACUAUAUGAUUAUAAUGAUCAUUUACACAUAGGACCCUUAAAAUAUGAAGAUACAUAUAAUAUAACAUUUUAUAUAUACUAUAUAUACAGAAAUAGUCAGCCCAUAGGCCAUUUAUUUUAUAUAAAAACUUUUAAUUAAUUCCUCAAAAUAAAUGUUUAAUCUAUCAUGGCCGAAACCUCGACUACUAGCCUGUAGGCCCACUUUAAUUUUAUUCAGCCCGUAGGCCAAAAAAUAGUUUAACCAGUCAAGAAUUUAUUACGUAGUAUUAAUUUUUUUUAUUCAAUCCUCAGGGCACCUAACCCUAUACAAGUGUUGUCACCCGAAUAAAAACCUGAGAUUUUCAAACCACUCGCCCUUGUCUGCUUGUACUACAUUCCCGUCGUAAGGUAAGACCUUUCAGAGACCUAUGUGCUACCGCUGCCAAAGCCACGUAAGGUUCUCGGGAUCGGUAUACACCCUUUGUCUGAUUACACCACAAGUCCGUGUCACCCCCUUCACAGUCCUCGCACCUACGCACCUAUGCGCAGACACUACACUAGCUAUCUAGCUAAUUAUCUCAAAGUAUUCCUAAUUUUACUGCGAACAGUGCAUAGACAUGCCCGGCCACAAAUAAUGAAAUUAAGUCUGCAGACUCCUUUUAGGCACGUAUUGUCUUCACAGAUUCCAUUCAGGCACGAAUGGUGUACCGUGAACUGUGUUCGUAUCGUACCUAAUUAACCACAACUAUAACUCCUAAUAAGUAGUAUAAAUUAAAAGUCCACUACAUCCCUGGUAUUUUAUUUUGACAAAUUCUACUAGAUUCUAUGCAACAAAUAAAAAAUGUACAUUUAACAAAUAAUUAUUUAAUUAUUCAAAAAUAUUAUUUUUGGCUAGGUAAUCAUAUAUAGAUAUACACAUAUAUUUUUAAACGGUUCCAUAUAUUUUGCCUAGGAACCUAACCAGUCCCAAGCCUACAUAAGUAUUACUCUUAUAGAAAGACUAAACAACCUUAUUUUAUUGUGUUGUUCAUCCAUUUACUUUUACCAUUCAUUUAAAAGAAGGGGUAUAAAUGCUAAUCCACUUUUAGCUCUUUACCAAAAAGGGAAACAAGACCAUCAUUUUGGGACAUCCCAAAAAGGAAAUACAAGACUAUCAUUUUGGGACGGAGGGAGACCUUGGUAUAUAUACUCAGUAUUACGGGCUUAGUGGGCCAAUCCUUUGGGUUAAAUCCUACCUACUCACAUUGGUUCUUGUAUUCUUACAAUUAUUUUAUUAUUGUUAUUAUUAUUAUUAUUAUUAUUAUGAUUAUUAUUAUUGUUGUUGUUGUUGUUGUUGUUGUGGUUGUGGUUGUGGUUGUGGUUGCGGUUGCGGUUGCGGUUGCGGUUGCGGUUGCGGUUGUGGUUGUCGUCGUCGUCGUCGUCGUCGCCAUCACCACCAUGACCAUCAUGAGAGUAAUAUUUACUUGAUGAAAUUUUAAAUGUAAAAAUUUUCUUUUAUUUGAUAACAAUUGAUUUAUUGAAAUAUAUUAUUGGGAUGGAAUGUUACCGAACUUCUAAUUGUUUGCCCAAGAUUUUAGAAAGACCCAAACUUAAAAAAGAAUCUUUUUACACGUUUGCUCAUUUACUCUCUCCUUUGCAGGUAGUCGUUUCUCCGUGAACGAUAGAUAUAGAUAUGCAUUGCCUCCACACUUCACAGAAGUUUUCCCCCAACCUCUUGACAAAUGAAUAUUUCGCGGAAAUUUUUACCCUUAUUCUCAAUAACCAGUCCGGUGCGUUUCUUACUCCAGCAGAAUAUUUUGGUACCCUGUAUUAUGUAGGAGACCUAGUGGAUGCAAAUCUAGUUAAUUUAUUGGAACCACAUCCAAUUUUAGGGGUCAUAUAUAGUAUUGGGGGUAACAUAUCCGGUGACAGAUUCAUAUAUCAAAAUUCUAUAACAAUAAGAUACAAUGUCCCGCUUAUGAGAAAAUCAUACAUGUUCCUGGUUAUAAAAAACCAGUAUCGUGAAGGUUUUGCUAGAAUAGCACGAAAGAUAAUAAGUCUUAAUUC